This is a messenger RNA of Nothoprocta perdicaria, 6343 nucleotides long. RefSeq names its product cell adhesion molecule L1 like (gene CHL1). Gene Ontology annotation, molecular function: cell-cell adhesion mediator activity. Gene Ontology annotation, cellular component: plasma membrane; axon. The coding region runs from base 212 to 3889 and encodes 1225 amino acids. Gene Ontology annotation, biological process: homophilic cell-cell adhesion; axon guidance; dendrite self-avoidance. The transcript is spliced from 27 exons. The record is from RefSeq and is a predicted model, not a curated record. NCBI's taxonomy places the organism in Eukaryota, Metazoa, Chordata, Aves, Tinamiformes, Tinamidae.
UUUUUCCUUUCUGGGGUGGAGCGAGCCACUGGGGCUGCUGCACGGGGCUCCGGAACCGACGCUUCGCUUCCCCUGCCCCUUCUGCGAGCGAGCCCCGGCGCCAGGCUGCAAGACUUUCAUGUUCACCUCCGAGCAUCUGAUUUGAUGUGACGGUGAGAGGAAGCACACGGCAUUGUUCAUUCUGCUUGGACUCCUUGUUUACAGAAGAGUGAUGGAGGUGCUAUUAAGCACAAAAAGGAUCACCAUAUGCCUGAUUUUCUUUGCAUUGAAUCUGGCAGCAGCUAUUGAAAUACCAUUAUCAGUUGCGCAGCUCCCGACGAUCACGGAGCAGUCCAGCAUGCAGGUCGCCUACCCUUUCGAUGAGGACUUCACCAUCAAAUGUGAAGCUAAAGGAAAUCCACAGCCCACUUUCAAUUGGACUAAGGACGGAAAACCAUUCAAUUUAUUGUCUGACCGUAGGAUACUUACCUUUAACAAUUCUGGAACAUUUGUGAUUCAAAAUCAUGGAAUCAUCACCAAUUUCCAAGGGAAAUACCGUUGCUUUGCAUCCAACGCUCUGGGAACUGCCAUGUCAGAAGAAAUGGAACUUAUUGUUCCAACUGUGCCAAAAUUCCCAAAAGAAAAAAUUGAGCCCCUUGAUGUGGAACAUGGUGAUUCUGUGAUUUUGCAUUGUAACCCCCCAAAAGGCAUCCCACCGUUGCAUAUCUACUGGAUGAAUAUUGAUUUGCAGCACAUUCCACAAGAUGAAAGAGUCUCCAUGAGCCUUAAGGGAGAUCUCUACUUUGCAAACGUGGAAGAAAAUGACAGUCGAAGUGAUUAUUGUUGCUUUGCAGCAUUUCCAAGACUGAGGACGAUUGUACAGAAAAUGCCAAUGACACUGAAGGUUUCCCGUUUUAAACAUGCUAAUGACUCAGGCUCACCUAGUGCUGCGGUUACUAAGGCGAAUUUUAUCAAGGAGAGAAAACCCAAACUGCUGAUCCCCCCUGAAUCUUCUGGCAGUAGCUCAUCAGUCACCGUCAUCAAGGGAGGUGUCCUGCUACUUGAAUGUAUUGCUGAAGGGCUCCCAACUCCUCAUCUAAACUGGGUCAAGAUUACGGGAAGUUUGCCCAAGGACAAACCAGUAACAGAAAAUUAUGGGAAGAUUCUGAAGAUAGAGCAAGUGUCUGCAGCUGAUGAAGGAACCUACCAGUGCACAGCAAGCAAUUCUGUGGGCAGAGUGAAACAUGAGUUCCACGUUCAUGUUGAAGAGCCUCCACAGUGGAUAAAGGAGCCAGAAAGUGGUGUUUAUAGCGUUGGAACAAAUCUUGUGUUGUUGUGUGAAGCUUUUGGCAAUCCAGAGCCAACUAUCGAGUGGAAACUUAAUGGCAUGCCGAUUGAUAGUAGGACCUUCCGAGGGAGAAUAUCUGCCACAGAGAUCAGCCUUACCAACCUGCAAAUUCAGGACAGUGCUGUGUACCAGUGUGAGGCCAGCAACAAGCACGGCCGCAUCCUGGCCAGUGCUAAUGUGAAUGUUUUAAAUAUUGCUCCCUUAAUACUAACCUCAGAUGGUGAAAACUAUGCCACGGUUGUUGGUUACAGUGCCUUCCUGCACUGUGAAAUCUUUGCUUCACCUGCAGCAGAUAUUAGAUGGACUAAGGAUGAUAGUGUAGAGCCUCUCACAGCAUUACGCUAUGAAUUGAACAAAAAUGGAACCCUGGAGAUCAAAGACACAAGGAAGGAAGACUCAGGAUCAUAUGCUUGCUGGGCUGCAAACUCGGUUGGAAAACGAGCAAUUACUGCUAAUCUGGAUAUAAGAGAUGCUACAAAAGUUGUUGUUUCUCCGAAGAACCCUCAAGUGUUAAAAUCACAUUCCAUUUUAUUGAAAUGUCAAUCUGAAUAUGAUUCACAUUUGAAACACAGUUUUAAAUUAUCUUGGAGAAAAGAUGGAGAUGAGCUGCCAGUCAGCAGCACAGACAAUAGCAGGAUAAUUAUGGACAUGGAUACGUUGUUCAUAUCAAGUGUGACACUGGAAGAUCAAGGUGUUUACACGUGUGUGGCAAGAACUUCUCUAGACAGUGUCACAGCUGAAUCACAAUUAAUUGUUCUUGAUGUCCCUGAUCCACCAGAAGAUCUUCAACUUUCUGAACAUCAAAACCGAAGUGUUCGACUCUCCUGGAAAGCUGGGGCCAAUCAUAACAGUCCUGUUAAUGAAUCUAUUAUAGAGUUUGAAGAGAACCGAUGGGAACCAGGGAAGUGGCAGGAGCUAAGCAGAACCACAGGGAAUGAAACCACAACCGUUUUGUCCCUCGCCCCAUAUAUGAAUUACCAGUUUCGUGUCAUGUCUGUGAAUGCUGUUGGAAGAAGCCAGGCUAGUAAACCAUCACUGCGCUAUGCAACACCUCCAGCUGCUCCUGACAAGAACCCAGAAAACAUCCGUGUUGAAGCAUCUGAACCAAAUGAAAUGGUGAUGAAAUGGGAGCCGUUGAAACCUGCGGAGCGGAACGGGCCAGGGCUGGAGUACAAAGUCAGCUGGCGGCAGCAGGGGGUCGAGGCUGAUUGGAAUGAGGAGAUGGUGAAAAAGCAUUCGCUGACCCUGCGAAACACUCCCACCUUCGUGCCUUACGAGAUCAAAGUCCAAGCGGUGAAUAAUUUAGGAUCUGGUCCUGAACCAAAUGUUACCACUGGUUAUUCAGGAGAGGACAUUCCAGAUGCUGCUCCUUCCAGUGUGUCGGUGGAUACUCUGAACAGCACAUUGGUUAAGGUGUUCUGGUUUGGAAUUCCGAGGGACAGAGUUCGUGGACAUUUGAGAGGCUAUAAGGUCAGUUGGUGGAAAACAAGAAAUAUGCUGGAUGGAAAAAGACAUCACCCAGAGAAACACUUCCUGACCUUUGUAGGAGACAGAAACUAUGGAAUGAUUCCUGGUCUGGAGCCCUUUAGCGAAUUCCACUUAACUGUUUUGGCUUACAAUGCAAAAGGAGAUGGACCAGAGAGCUCUCCAGUUGUGUUUGAAACUCCAGAAGGAGUCCCUGAGCAACCACGUUCUCUAAGGAUAUUAAACUUUGAUAAGGACUCCAUCACUCUCUCGUGGGGACUUCCCAGGAAGGCAAAUGGUCACCUUACUGGCUACAUCUUGCAAUACCAGAUAAUAAAUGAGACGCACGAGAUUGGCCCUCUGAACAACGUCACCAUCAGCAACCACUCCAUGCUCAGCUGGCGGCUCUCCAACCUCAGCUCCAGCACCAAGUACAAGUUCUAUGUCAGGGCUUGUACAGCGAAAGGCUGCGGGAAGCCAGUCACAGAAGAAGGCCUAACGAUGGCUCAAGGGAGUAAAGGGAUCGGCAAGAUUUCAGAAGCAAUAAACCCCACCCAAAAGUUUCACCCCAUUGAGGCACUUGAGCCUGGAACUGAAUAUACAGUUCGUCUAGUGACUAAGAAUUGGGUUGAUAACAAUAGCAUUUUUGAAGAUGUAAUUGAGACGAGGGGGAGAGCUUAUGCUGGCAUUUAUGAUGGAAUUUCCACCCAGGGGUGGUUUAUUGGACUGAUGUGUGCCAUCGCCUUGCUCACCUUGCUGCUGCUAACUGUUUGCUUUGUCAGAAGAAAUAAAGGAGGAAAAUACUCAGUGAAAGAAAAAGAAGAUUUGCAUCCAGAUCCUGAAGCUCAAUCAAUAAAAGAUGAAAUCUUUGGGGAAUAUAGUGACAGCGAUGAAAAGCCACUGAAAGGCAGCCACCAGUCAAUAAAUGGGGACAUUAAAGCCACCGGAAGUGCUGAUAGUCUGGUAGAUUAUGGAGAAGGGGAGCACGGGAUGUUCAAUGAAGAUGGUUCAUUUAUUGGCGCUUAUUCUGGAUCUAAGGAAAAAGGAUCAGUUGAAAGCAAUGGGAGUUCUACAGCAACUUUUCCUCUCCAUGCAUAAAAUAUUCAUUUCUAAUUGUGAUAUUUAUCCUGACUAGUACUCCACAAUGAUUGGAAAUAGGUGAUUGCUGAAUGAGUCAGCCAGGAACCCAACAUCCAGGUAAUAUGAAAAUAAGUCACUGCCACUAAAAGAUGUUUUUUUAAGACUUUUCCACCCUAAUUGUUUGAGUCUUGUCUUCUAACGAAAACCAGUUGAAUCACUCCUUAUUAUACAAAAUAUGUCACUCAGUUUUACCAAAACACAGUUUCUUGGUGUUACAUAUGUAUAGUUGCUUGCUACUCUGUUUGUUUCUUAGUUUUGGGAUAUGUUUCUCUGUAAAAUAUUUCUUUUCUUGUGUGACUGUUGUCACUUUGUACAUACUUUUAUACCCAUUAUUCCCUCAUAUAUAACGACCUCAGCCAUGGAAAAGUUAAACCAUCACCAAAAAAAAAAAAGGUAAAAAGACAGGUAGCUCUACCAAGUGACACAGUCUUGCUGUGUCAAUGCUGCUGAGGAAAAACAUAAUUUUAAAUAUUGGAGAAAUAUACGCUAUGUAUUAUUUAAUUUUUCAUGAAGAAAAAACAUUAUUUGCUUCAGAUGCUCUGAAAAUUUCUUAGUGGUUACAGCUGACUGCAAUUACCAUUACUUAGAGAUGCAACUUUAUGCGUGGAAAAUUUACUCUCAAAAGAUAAAGUUGAGAUCAUGUGUAUGAAUCUUCUGUCCAGUAGCUGGCACUAUUUCCUUAAAUAAAGAAAGCUACAGUAACUUUCCUGUGGCAAGGUAAAACAGGGUUCCCAUCUGACCAUCAUUAAAAAGAAUUUUAAUUUGAUUUCCUGAAUUUCUGCAAGCUGCAUUUCUAAGCAUAGGCUUUUUGCCUGUCUCAUAUCUGUAUAUUUGUGUGCUAGCAUACAUUUCAUGGAGGCACUGUACAUAUGCUAUUAAUAUUGACACAAUUUAAAAUCAGCCUUGUUUUAUGAGUCAUGAUGCUAGCAUGAGUCUGUAUAGUUGUGUAGGAAUAGGAUUGCUUCUCAUUGUGAGCUUGAACCAGCAAAACUAGUUUUCAGAAAGUGGAGUCGUGUAAGCCCGUCAUAGGAAUCUUUCUUCUUUCUAAUAUCACAUAAAUACAUCUACCUGACUGUUAAGAGAUCGUUUAUUUUCAACCUUUUUGUUGUUAAAUAAAAUCAAAAGCAAAGAGGAAAUAUUACGGUAUAUUUUGGGUUAUAUUUGGUUUGCUGGAUGCAGGUUUAAAUCUCUGCUGCAGUUGUCUUUGCCUGUUGUGCUGUGAACACAGUGAACGCAGCAAAGGUGACCUCUGUUACCAGCACGUUUUUGUCUUUUAGUGUUUGGAUCUCCUGGUUAUCUGUAAGAUGGCUUAUGUUUUGAUAUCUCUUUCUUUGAUUAGAGUAUUAAUGCUACUUCAUUUCUUCCACUUACAAUUUUUUUGAACACUGUUGUGAGAAAACUAGUUACUGUAGGAAGAAUAUGUCCUAAAAGCCAUUUAUAUCCUGGUAGUAAUUAGGCAAAUAGUUCCGUCAUGGUCUCUGUAACUUCCAUGAAAGAAGGAGUAGAAGUAACAAUUGCUCCCAUUAAGAGUUUACAGAUAACACCUAAAAUUAAAAGUCUAUUAGUUGCACAUAUAAAUGCACUUUGUUACACAUAGAAAGGCCAUGAUUUAUAAGUAGCUACCCUUAAGUUUGUGCUCUCGGAGAGUUGUCCUCUCUGAAGUGGUUGAAUUCUCAAAAGUACUCAAUGAUUUCUGAAAAUAAUAAGUCUUUGGUGCUGGAUGCUUUUGAAAAGCUGUUCCUCUUUUAUAUUUUCACUCGUAAUGACCUUGUCUGUAGCCUCUCUUUGGAAAAAGCAAAUCCCCAGACCCCGGCGAGGCUGUGUGGAUGAGUAGGAGUGGAUCUGUGUGGAUCUGCCCGGAGUCAAAAAUAGUCCUGCUCCAUGUCAGUGGCCUCCGUGAUGUGAAGGAUUUGACAGUCAUUCAUUCUUUAUUACAUAUAAAGUUUUAUUUUCUGCAUUUCACUUAAACUGAAUGCUGAAAAAGUCCAAAGUCAUCUUCAUUUAGAAAAAGAAGCGAGGUAGUAAAUUGGAGGGAUGUGAAAAUUGGCAUCUUGUCAGCAGAGACGGAUUUUUCCACCAGGAUCAUUAUCUGCUGACUCUUGCCUGCCAUAACCUGAAAGAGAUAAAGACCAAGAACUGAUUAGACUUGUGCCAACCUUUGUUGCAAGCUUCACCCUAUUUUUAAUAUAUUUCCUUUAGGAAUCGUCUGCCCUCACAUGUGCUACUGCAUGUUGAUUACAGGCGAGUUUUGUUCUGUUUUCCCAGUCAUUUUUAUUGGAAUGUUUUUAUUUUAAAUGGAGAUAACUCCACUGUCUGACUCCUCUUAAAUAUUAAAGCUAAUCCCUGAAUCAUAUAUCUCCACCACACUGAGGACCUCUGAUGACGAGAGGAGGGUCAGUUCAGCUUUCUCCA